GAAACACGGUCCCUCUCAAAGGUUGGUGCUUUUUCUGCCUGCUGGUUUCUUUUCUUCAUGAUUUGCAUUAGACAAGCACGCGCUAAUCUGUACGUCACGACUUGUCAUCUUCCACUCUGGAUUCUCCUUGUGAUAAUCCACUCAGCAAAGCAUCCAAAAAGCAAGCUAGUAAUCCCCUUUUUGGUUUCUUUGAAGAUUCCGUUGUUUCCAGCCGUGUGCAGCACUGUUCUAUCUGUUGAUUUGGCAUUGGUGUGAUAGCACAAAUCUUUGCUUUUCUUUAGUUUCGCAUCUCCUGGUUGAAGAGUAAAUCUUCUUGAAAUCAGUUGCUAGUUGCUACACAUUCUUGCACUGCGGAAUCGAUGGCCGGAGUCGAGGAAGAAGGCGAGGGGGCGGCGCUGCGGGAGGCUCUGCGUCAGCAGGCGCGGAACGUGGAGGAGUUGCGGGCCGAGCUGGAGGAGGAGCGGCAGGCGGCGGCGUCGGGCGCGGACGAGGCGCUGGCCAUGAUCCUGCGCCUGCAGGCGGAGAAGGCGGCGGAGCGGAUGGAGGCGGAGCAGUUCCGCCGGGUGGCGGAGGAGCGGAUCCAGCACGAUGAGGAUACCCUCGCCUUCCUCAAGGCCGUCGUCUUCCACCAGGAGAUGGAGAUCAGCUCCCUCAAUCGCAGGCUGCUCGCCGUCCACGCCACCGGCGACGACCCGUUUUCGCCGGCAACCGUCGAUCUCCCCUGGCUCAGGAAGCUGGCCAAGAACGGCGUAGCGUCGCGGAGGAACGCGUCCCUCCCGGCGGCGCACCUGGAGGAGCUCUGCUCGGAGCUCGACGUCGUCGUGGACACCGACGCUGCUGACAAGAAGAGCUUCGGCGACAAAAGGCCGGCAAGGACGGUGUCAGACAUAGGAGAGGUGAUCGGCAGGGAGGACAGAGCAAGACACAACCAGUCGGCGCCGCCAAGGCUGUACCGGUCAGCCUCCCACCGCCUCCGCCGUGCACCAAGCUACUCCGCGCAAUGCCGCAGGACCUCGCCGGAGAUCAUCGCCGAAGAAGACGAGAAAUCGUGCAAGAGCAACGCCGCACUGGAAGCUGACAUUGAUCAGAUCAAAGCCACCGUGCAGUCGCUCCAGACCGAAUUGACAAAGCUGAGGGAAUCCACCUUGUCCGUCGGCGAUGCACAUUCCCAGUUGCUAACCGAGAUCCACUCGAAGCUCGACGGCGCCAUCGCGCGGCAGCACAGCUUUCAGGGGGGGCAGGCAUCAAGCCCUGUGCUGCCGAGGAAGACCAUCAGGGAAGCAGGCACUAGCAGUUCGUCCGAGGAGCAAAGCUACCAGCCGCAGGGCGAGCUGCUGAUGAACCAUUUCAUUGAGAUGGUUUUUUGUUGUUGUUAGCAUCAUGAUGAGAUAAUUAGCUUUUGAGCUACUUGGAUAAGAGCGUCUUCUGAAUUAUCUCUCUCGACAGGCGAUGUUGUACAUAGCAUGAGACGUUGAAGAUCUCAACAGCAUUUAUUGUUCCUGAAGAUUGCUUGGAGUGUGAAAGAAUGACGAUCUGAAGAUCUAGACAGCAUUUAAUAGUUUUGAAGAUUUGUUUAAUGUGAGUAAAAUCGUCGAUUGCCAAAUUCUUUCCUUUUUCUGUUGUUUUUGCCACUGUUGGUACAUAUUAUGUGUACAUAGUGCAUAUUACCGUGAGGACGAAAUCGCAUGUACUUAUGUUACUUGUGCCAAGAAAAGGAAGUUGAUGUAAAGUUAUAAUUGAGAUAAUUGUAAAUGUUAAAUAGUAAGUGUUUUCCCCUA
Panicum virgatum (switchgrass) is the source of this 1778-nucleotide messenger RNA. RefSeq lists its product as uncharacterized. Bases 360 to 1376 code for a protein of 338 amino acids. Lineage: Eukaryota; Viridiplantae; Streptophyta; Magnoliopsida; Poales; Poaceae. The record is from RefSeq and is a predicted model, not a curated record. The transcript has 2 exons.